AUGACUGUUGGAGCUCUACCCAUGCCAGACUCCUGUGUCAUAAUCUGCACAGCCCUGCGCUACUCCCACAGCUACUGGAACACGCAGCUCAAAAUGUGGUUUGCUGUGUGCUCAAUGUCCAGCACACCAACAUUCAGCAGCCCUGCUCUCCUUUACACUGAUGAUUCCCCCACACGUUCACAUCAGUGCCCAGUUAUACAGAGAUGUCAGACUGAGGAGAAAUCGAACUUGGCCCAAACUGUUUCUGCUCUUUUCAGGGCCACGGAAAGGGAAUGUGAGUCAUUGGCUGGUAGGACUGGCAUUCCUCAAGGGUACUGGAGCUUUUCCUGGGUAGCUGAGGAUGAGCUGAGCUUUCCAAACAACUGGAAGCCCGUGUCAGAUCCCCUGUGCGACAGAAGCAAAAUAUGUGACCAGAGUGGAGGUGGUGACCCCGAGUUUACAUGGAACAUUGUGGCGACAGGGGACACAUGGACAGAGCACCACCAAAAGACCGAAAAGAGAGCGGGAAGUCCCCAAGGAUGGGAGGAAGGUCAGUUUUUUUGGGUGAAUGGCUCCUCCUUUGGUGGUCCCUGGGUGCUGAGUCCUUGGCUGAGGAGUGGCCCAACUUCCUGCAGCAUCGACAUGGCCUUGUACCUGAACCCCAAGCAAAGUGGGCAAUACACGAUAUGGCUCAUUGAGCGGGACAAGCCACAACUUGCUCUCUUCUCAACUGACACGUUACCUCCUAUGACAGGGUAAGUGCUGGUUUUGGGUUGUUGUAAAGAUUGUUGUUGGAAAGACUUAUCCUCAUUAACGGAUAAGAGUCACGGAGGUGGCCGGAGUCCAAUACAUGUCAGAUCUAAAUUGUGAGGAAUUAUAUGAUUUUCGUAGCACGGGACAAUGCAUACUUUGAUGAUGGUCUGGAUCAUGGAUCGAAGCAGUUUUCAAAGAAUCGACCAUUUUACACUAAACUGGUAUUCAAUGCAGAUUCAGUGCUGGAUGCUAGUCAUAUACUUGGAAUUGUAGGCAGGACUGCAUUAUUUAUCAGUUUUUUUUACCUUAACCUUCAGCAGACUUGGCAAUCGCUACCACUGGAAACACAAUGUAAACUGGGGGUUGAAUAACUUAAGAUUUUUUGUAGACACCGGUACGGUGAUGAGAGUCGAGUUGACUUUGACAAAUCUGUGACAUCACUGAUAUUUUUUGUACGUCCCUGAAUCACUGUGCAAACGUAGAAACACAUGCUCACUCACUCAUUCUCCGCAUCGUGCUUUA
Molecule: messenger RNA, 1254 nt
Organism: Hippocampus comes (tiger tail seahorse)
Lineage: Eukaryota; Metazoa; Chordata; Actinopteri; Syngnathiformes; Syngnathidae
Exons: 6
Coding region: 1-738 (245 amino acids)
Source: RefSeq, a predicted model, not a curated record